GUAAUCUAAUCGUUUAUAAAUAUGGCAGCCUCAUUUACCAAUCGUCAACAUUACAUUCGUGACAUUCCAGUCGACAGUCAAGUUUUGUUUUCGUACGCUAAUUCUCCAAUCAGCUAAAGUUUAUAUUCUUAUAAGAAAUAUUAAGAGAAGUCUGUUAUUUUCAAUAGCCAGCACCAUUCAGCUAUCAGCAGCUUUACAAUAACAAAGUAAAAUAUUUUCUCAACUUCCGCUUAAACCACACUACACGCCGUCAACUAAAGUGCUUCAGAUAAAUCUACGGAAGAUAUUGUGAAAAUGUCGCAACCUGUUGCAUUCCUUACACGCAAAGAAACAUUCAGCGCAUGCCAUCGUCUACACAGCCCACAUCUAAAUGACGAAGAAAAUGCUGAAGUCUUCGGAAAAUGUAAUCAUAUAAAUGGACAUGGACACAAUUACACCGUUGAGAUAACAGUACGUGGACCUAUUGACAUCCGCACAGGCAUGGUUAUGAAUAUUACAGAAUUGAAGACUGCUUUAGACAAAGUUAUAUUUAAGGAUUUGGACCAUAAAAAUUUGGACAAAGAUGUAGAUUUCUUUAAAAAGACUCCCAGCACUACCGAAAAUGUUUGUGUAUACAUUUGGGAGAAUGUGCGACAACAUUUGAAACGUCCAGAACUGUUAUACGAAGUAAAAAUAUAUGAAACUGAUAAAAAUUCUGUUACUUAUCGUGGACCGUACAAUCAUAAUGGCUAUUACCAAAGCUUGCAAACGAAACGUUCAGCCAAAACUUCUUGCACUAACAUAUCUUCUGAUUCCGACUAAUGUUGCGUGGAAAUUAUAAGACUCGAAUUGAUUUGUGAAUACGAAUUUAAUUAAAGUUAGUUAACAGAAAAUACAGCACUAAACUAUAAAAAUAAAAACUAGUAAAAGUUUCUAAUUUA
Molecule: messenger RNA, 920 nt
Organism: Zeugodacus cucurbitae (melon fly)
Lineage: Eukaryota; Metazoa; Arthropoda; Insecta; Diptera; Tephritidae
Gene: purple
Product: 6-pyruvoyl tetrahydrobiopterin synthase
Exons: 5
Coding region: 295-801 (168 amino acids)
Biological process (GO): tetrahydrobiopterin biosynthetic process
Cellular component (GO): mitochondrion
Molecular function (GO): 6-pyruvoyltetrahydropterin synthase activity
Source: RefSeq, a predicted model, not a curated record